UGCAUGUAAAUGCCCCAAAUAAGAAUAAAAUUCCCGCACCGACUGCGCUUCCAUCUUCCUCGUCUUCUUCUUCUUUCCCCCCUGCUCUGCUUAUUCUCUCAAAGUCAACCUUUUCCUUUCUGUACACGUUGAAAACGACCACAGAACUCCCUGCAAACCAAUGUAGAAAAACAGAAAAGGCGCGCAGCUUCCUUCCCCUCUCCAUCCCCUCUUCUACCCCCCUUCAUCCACUAAUCUCCACUUCGCCACCUUCCCCCAAUCUCCAAAAACCCCAUCUUUUCAAUUUUCUGUCCAUCCUCUUCCCAACAAUCCCUCCCAAUCAUGCUCCCCGGUAACCACUGGGGCGGGCCAUUAGAGAUCCACGGCGACGAACCCGCCGACGACGAACAAAGCCGCAACCUUGAUCUCGAUCCCCACGCCCUCGGCCGCCGGCAAUACCUCGACGAAACGCAGCAGAGCUGGCUUUUAGAACCACAGCUGGCUAAGAAGCGAAAGAACAAGUAUGUUGACUUAGGCUGCUUUGUCUGCAAACGCAAACUCCUCUGGUGGAUUCUCUGGGCCGCGCUCGCCUCCUUCGUCCUCAUCGGAGUUCCCAUAAUCAUAUCCAAAUCCUUGCCCAAACACAAGCGAGCUCCGCCGCCCCCCGACGAGUACUCCAAAGCGCUGCAUAAAGCUCUGCUUUUCUUCAACGCCCAAAAAUCGGGAAGAUUACCGAAGAACAAUGGGAUUUCAUGGCGAGGGGACUCGGGGCUGAGAGACGGGGUGGGAGAGACAGAGCUGAAGCAUGGAUUGGUGGGAGGGUAUUACGAUGCCGGAGAUAAUAUAAAGUUCCAUUUUCCGAUGGCUUUCUCCAUGAGUCUGCUGAGCUGGUCGGUGGUGGAGUAUAGCAGCAAAUAUAAGGCGCUGGGAGAGUAUGAUCAUGUCAGAGACAUCAUUAAAUGGGGGACUGAUUAUCUUCUCCUCACCUUCAAUUCCUCUGCUACAAACAUUGACAAGAUUUAUGCGCAGGUGGGCGUGGCGAAGACCAACUCCACCACCGCCGACGACCACUACUGCUGGCAACGUCCGGAAGACAUGUCGUACCCCCGCCCCGUCAUCUCCGUCACCUCCGCCCCUGAUCUCGCCGCCGAAAUCUCCUCCGCCCUGGCCUCCGCCUCCAUCGUUUUCCGCGACAAUCCUUCCUACUCCUCCCGCCUCCUCCGCGCCGCCUCCACCGCCUUCAAAUUCGCCCGCAGCGCCUCCCGCCGCUCCCCCUACUCGCGCAACAACCCCGACAUCUCCUCCUUCUACAACUCCUCGGGCUACUGGGACGAGUACAUGUGGAGCGCCGCCUGGAUGUAUUACGCCACCGGGAACUCGAGUUUCGCCACCUUCGCCACCGAUCCCCGGCUGCCGAAGAACGCGAAGGCCUUCGGGAGCUUGCCGGACCUCGGGGUGCUCAGUUGGGAUAAUAAGCUCCCGGCGGCGAUGCUGAUUUGGACGAGGUUCAGGAUUUUUCUGAACCCCGGCUAUCCGUACGAGGAGUCGCUCCGGGGUUAUUUUAAUGCUACCGGGCUUAAUAUGUGCGCUAAUCUUAGAAGGUUUAAUGUCUUCAAUUAUACAAAAGGUGGGAUGCCGGAGCUGAAUCAUGGCCGGCCACAACCGCUGCAGUAUGUAGUGAACGCGGCUUUUCUGGCUAGUUUAUACGCGGAUUAUAUGGACGCCACGAAGGUACCCGGCUGGAAUUGCGGCCCUUAUUACUUCUCCACUGACGUUCUUCGCUCUUUCGCCGCUUCCCAGAUCAACUAUGUUCUCGGAGAUAAUCCGCGAAAGAUGAGCUACGUGGUUGGCUACGGCCGGAACUACCCUCGCCAUGUCCACCACCGCGGGGCUUCCAUCCCGCACAACGGAGUCAAGUAUUCCUGCACUGGUGGCUGGAAAUGGCGCGACGCCAAGACGCCUAACCCAAACACCAUUACCGGCGCCAUGGUCGGCGGGCCUGAUAAGCACGACGGCUUCUCCGACGUUCGCACAAACUAUAAUUACACGGAGCCGACGCUGGCCGGCAAUGCCGGCCUCGUUGCUGCUCUGAUUUCACUCACUGCCACCGGAGGGUCUGGAAUUGAUAAAAAUACUAUCUUUGCGUCUUUGCCGCCGCUCUUUCCGGCGGCGCCGCCGCCUCCUCCGCCGUGGCAGCCUUAAGAUUUAUUAAUUCUUUCUUUCCUUUUCUAAAAAGUUGAAAAAAUUUGUUCAUUAGCA
Phalaenopsis equestris is the source of this 2238-nucleotide messenger RNA. RefSeq names its product endoglucanase 12-like. The coding region runs from base 322 to 2181 and encodes 619 amino acids. The record is from RefSeq and is a predicted model, not a curated record. Gene Ontology annotation, biological process: carbohydrate metabolic process. The transcript is spliced from 5 exons. Gene Ontology annotation, molecular function: hydrolase activity, hydrolyzing O-glycosyl compounds. NCBI's taxonomy places the organism in Eukaryota, Viridiplantae, Streptophyta, Magnoliopsida, Asparagales, Orchidaceae.